Perca fluviatilis (European perch) is the source of this 2902-nucleotide messenger RNA. It is a transcript of the gene serinc1, whose product is annotated as serine incorporator 1. The record is from RefSeq and is a predicted model, not a curated record. The coding region runs from base 127 to 1506 and encodes 459 amino acids. Lineage: Eukaryota; Metazoa; Chordata; Actinopteri; Perciformes; Percidae. Gene Ontology annotation, cellular component: membrane. The transcript has 10 exons.
UUCCACUUUGUUUUAGAAGCAGAAGAAGAAGAGGAAGAAGGAGAACGAAAACGAAGCGCAUCAUCCAUCUUUGGGAAAGCACCAGCUACCUAACGAGAGACUAGAGAAGAACAAACAUCGGCCAUCAUGGGAGCCGUGCUGGGAUUGUGCUCCAUGGCGAGCUGGAUCCCAUGCCUGUGCGGCAGCGCCCCCUGCCUGCUGUGUCGAUGCUGCCCCAGCGGAAACAACUCCACUGUGACUCGCCUCAUCUACGCCUUCUUCCUGCUGCUGGGAGUGGGUGUUGCCUGUAUUAUGUUGAUGCCCGGCAUGGAGGGGCAGCUUAAGAAGAUUCCAGGUUUCUGUGAAGGUGGGAUGGGCUCGUCCAUUCCUGGCGUGGAGGGUCACGUGAACUGCGACGUUCUGGUUGGCUACAAGGCUGUGUACCGCGUUUGCUUCGGCAUGGCCAUGUUCUUCCUGCUCUUCUCUCUGCUCAUGAUCAAAGUCAAGAGCAGCCAAGAUCCCCGAGCUGCGCUGCACAACGGGUUUUGGUUCUUUAAGUUUGCUGCAGCUGCUGCCAUAACAAUUGGAUCAUUUUUCAUCACAGAAGGUCCCUUCACUACUGUGUGGUUCUACGUCGGCAUGGCUGGAGCCUUCUGCUUCAUCCUCAUCCAGCUGGUUCUCCUCAUUGACUUUGCUCAUUCCUGGAACGAGUCCUGGGUGGAGAAGAUGGAGGAGGGCAACUCUCGCUGCUGGUACGCAGCUCUGCUGUCGGUCACCACAAUCAACUACGUGUUGUCUCUGGUGUCCCUGGUCAUGUUCUACGUCUACUACACCCACUCUGACGGCUGCACCGAAAACAAGGUGUUCAUCAGCAUCAACAUGCUGCUCUGCGUCGGCGCCUCGGUCCUGUCCAUCCUGCCUCAGAUCCAGGAGUCCCAGCCCAGGUCUGGCCUGCUGCAGUCCUCCCUGGUUACCCUGUACACCAUGUACCUGACCUGGUCGGCCAUGACCAAUGAGCCUGACAGGAAAUGUAACCCGAGCCUUCUGGGUAUCAUCGGGCUGAACAGCACCAGUCCUGCAGGUCAGGACCAUGUGGUUCAGUGGUGGGAUGCCCAGGGGAUUGUGGGAUUGAUCCUCUUCCUCAUGUGUGUCCUCUACUCCAGUAUUCGUAAUUCGUCCAACGCCCAGGUCAACAAGCUGACUCUGACCAGCGACGAGUCGGCUCUGAUCGAGGACGGGCCUCAGAGCGACAACUUUGAGGAGGGCGGCGGCGUCAGCCGAGCUGUGGACAACGAGAAGGACGGCGUCACCUACUCGUACUCGUUCUUCCACUUCAUGCUGUUCCUGGCAUCGCUCUACAUCAUGAUGACUCUCACCAACUGGUACAGCCCCGACUCCAACUACGAAGCCAUGACCAGCAAGUGGCCCUCGGUGUGGGUCAAGAUCUCCUCCAGCUGGAUCUGCAUCGCCCUCUACGUGUGGACGCUGGUGGCUCCGCUGGUCCUGGUCAACCGGGACUUUGACUGAAUCCUGCUGUCCCACCGCUCGCACGCACACCCCCGUGCUCCGCUUUCACCUGUGUUUUUAAUUUUUUAGUUUCAGCGAAGUCCGUAGAACAGUAGGUAGCUAGCCCUGCGUCGGUUCCAGCGGGACGGGGGCUGCGCUCACACUGGCUCUUUCGGGACUCUCUCUCUCUCUCUCGUUCUUGGCGGCUGUGGCUCGUCUCUGUGGUCGGCCGAGGCGGGGCCGAUGAGCGGAGAGUCCUGUCCCAGCUCUGACUGCAGCCCGGGCUCCUCUGGUGUCGUGUCAUUGUGAACCCUGAGCAGCCUGUUGUCGUGGUUCCUCCCCCCCCCCCAUCCCAUGCUGUUUUCCAUUGUAAAUGUAUCCUGUGUGUUCCUAGUGGGUGAUUUUUAAGGGCGCUUUCACACCUACAGUUUGGUAGACUCGCGAUUCGGGAACUGAAGUUGUUGCAUUUUUCAUUUGGUCGGGUGUGCGUUCACACCGCACUCUGUCGAACACUGUCGAGACGGCCGCUUGUUCGUUGGACAGAAUAUCCAAAACUCGCCGACACUUCCGGUCUCAAACAAUGGAGCAACACCAUUUAUAACCUCUUAUAACCGUUUUCUGUUUCCGCUGUAGUGUUUCUCAUAUUUUAGAAGAAGGUGAACAAUGUGAGCAGCUGACAGACGGCGAGUAAAGGAGAGCCAGAGAGAUGAUGAUGAUGGUGAUGAUGUCACACAGACAACCAGCGACGUGUGCCCAGAACUGGACUAUCCGACCAAAAUGCUCCAGGGGGGGGCGGUUUUUAAAACGGACCAAACGAGGCCGGUGUGAAAGCGCCCUUAGUUUACUUUCUAUAAAGACGGCGCUGCAUGCUUUUCCCUUUUUUUUUUAAACCUGAUGUGACGUUAACAGUAGCUGUAUCUGAAGCGUUUUAUUGGCCGACGGCGGCUCCGACGGCGUGCUGACUGCAGGAUUAACCGUGGGAAUGCUGUUACGUAGAAAUGAACUGCUUAGAUUGGGCUGCUGUUGGUUUUAGAAGCAGGACUCCAGCUGUGGCGCUGAGACGAGAACUAAAGCGUACCAUGGCCAGGCGUGAGCAGUGCAGUGUAGCGCGUGUGUGUGUGUGUGCGCGGCAUUCUAGUCAUCAUGUGUUAAAGCUCUACCAGCUGUGUGUCCUCUGCAGCUUGCACUUACACAACAAAGGCAUUCCUGUUUUUGUUGUCUCUUGAUUUGAAUUGAAUUGUUUUGACUUUAAAUGUAAAAUAAGUUAUUUGGUAGUGUUUAGCAUGUACUGUAGUUCCUCACCUAUACAUUGGUAAGAUUGUCUCACCUGUGCUUUUAUCCUAACAUGAUUGUUUUUUUUUCUCUUGACAUGUAAAAGUAUAUCGUAACUCGUUUAAUAAAAGUGAUUUGAAAAGAA